Nematostella vectensis (starlet sea anemone) is the source of this 4019-nucleotide messenger RNA. RefSeq names its product LIM/homeobox protein Lhx1. The transcript has 4 exons. NCBI's taxonomy places the organism in Eukaryota, Metazoa, Cnidaria, Anthozoa, Actiniaria, Edwardsiidae. The record is from RefSeq and is a predicted model, not a curated record. Gene Ontology annotation, cellular component: nucleus. Bases 2368 to 3444 code for a protein of 358 amino acids. Gene Ontology annotation, biological process: regulation of transcription by RNA polymerase II; neuron differentiation. Gene Ontology annotation, molecular function: RNA polymerase II transcription regulatory region sequence-specific DNA binding; DNA-binding transcription factor activity, RNA polymerase II-specific.
AGCGGGUGUACAUGCCUAAAAUUUCAUUUGACUAAGAGCGUGUGUACACGCCUUACAUUUUAUUUCGCUAAUAGCGUGUAUACACGCCUUACAUUUUAUUUCGCUAAGAGCGUGUGUACACGCCUUACAUUUUAUUUCGCUAAAGCGUGUGUACACGCCUUACAUUUUAUUUCGCUAAGAGCGUGUGUACAUGCCUAAAAUUUCAUUAUGUUAAGAGCGCGUGUACUCGCCUAACAUUUCAUUUCGACGCCUAAUAUUUCAUUUCGCUAAGAGCGUGUUUACACGCGGUUUGACUCACCAAUCUGAAUUCAGUCUCUUCUGCAAACACGUGACUAGUCUUAAUGGUUUAAAAGUAGACUCAUUUGGAGUAUUAUAUCACAAUCUUUUCUCUUUAACAAAAACUUUUCAAUUAUCUCGAGCCUUGUUAACCAAACAAGUCAAAUUAUAAGAGCCCUUUUCUUGUUGUGUUAUCUUCCUACACAAGACAUAAAAACAAACGGUUUGACUAUCAAACGACCACGACUUAUUGAAAUGAGCUUUCUGAUAAUCAUGUAUUCUAAAAUGGAAUUUUCCAAAAGAGAACACGACUUAUUUUGAUUGGAGCCCGAAGUGAGCGUGUCAGCGGUAUUUGUAGCAGGUGCGCGGCGCUCUGUUUGUGCAGGUGACGCGAGCGCUCAGAUGAUGACGUGCCGCCGCCAUUUAUCAGAAUACGAGAAACACUCACGUCGAAAUUUUAUCAAGAGAAAACUUGACCAUCGCUUGUGAUAAGAAACCACGCAGACCACAAAGUGGUUUGUCGUGUUACGCGCUGUUCCGGAAAUCGCGCCAUAGUGGGGCAUUAAAGAUACAUGAGAGACAUCUUAUUCCGUAUUGUUUAAUAGUUAUCCUUUUAGGCUUCUUGUAAGCCUUUGCAAAUUUUUCAAAAGUAAGAAACGCGGUUUAAUUAGCCCUUAACAUAACGGAUUACCUACUCGAGUCCAAGAUUGGAGUUUUUUUUUUUUAUUCUACUGGUGUCCGUAACAACCCAAUGCAGUCUCGCCUUCUUUCUCGGUUUUAUUAUGCUAAAUCUAUUGAUGAGCUGUGAAUUGAAUAAUCAUAGUCCGUAAAUAGUUUAAAACAGGCUGCAUUUACCCAGCCGUGUUAAGUGUUGUAGAAAAUCGAAAUGUGUCGGGGAUAAGGCGGCCGCUUUUGACAGAACAAAUGGCGAAGUGAAAAUAAAAAGGAGAUAUUUGAGAAGUGAACAGGCGUCUUGAUUUCUCAAGUCGGAAGUAGAUAGUUGGUGAAGUGAGCAUGUCGGCGCUGUGGACCUGUCGAAUACGAUUCUUUUGCACCCUCUAGUCGUAUCGGCUGCGUUUGUUGAAGCCACAGGAAGUAAAGGAUUUCUUCUCAAACUCAUUACCUCUCAUCAUUACCAAGGAUAAGUGAAUCUCGCGGCAGAUGUCGUCUCAUUGCUCUCGAUACGUAAGAAUUUGAGGAUUUAGCGAGCCAAGUAGCCGCAAAUAAAAGUGUUUCUAGCAGGGAGGCUGUUCCGAGACAAGCGAAAUCUAACGAAGGGGACAUUGUACAGUGAAAAAGAAUUGUAAACAAACUGUUGGAAUCGAUCUUGUUGUGACAUUUCGCACUAGCAACAAUAGUGUUUUUGCGGUGAUAAAAGUAAAUCAUUGUGCCAACGAUUUCCGCAUGUCGGCGCGGCUUUUCAAACUUUUCCGAAUCGUGCUGUGCUAAGCCCUCGAGGCUCACACCAUCGCUUUCGGAUGCAGCUCAAAAGGAACAAUUGUCCAAACAAUAGGCACAAAUUGCGCGCCAGCUCUCGUUGACAUAACCAGCGACAAACAAAAGACUGUUGAAGGUUUGUUUUUCACGGCACAAAGAAUCUCGAUGUCAGUGGGUUUUGUGAAAGCCUGUCACAUCUAGUACGUCAAUAUUCGAAUUGACAGGCGCAGCCAUAGGCACAAAGAUCGGUCUUUACACACGACAGUCGUGAAAACUCACUGUUAUUCUUUGGCGUUAAUUAGACCAUAACAACCCGAAGCUCUGGCGAUUUUGAUGGCUUUUCGCUACGGCGCUUGAUUUGCCUAAUUGAGGCCGUAAAUUUUCGGGUGAGAGCUUAAGUGCAAUUGCCUUAUUGUAUUGAACGUUUUCAGGCUUGUUUGGGUGUUUCGGAGGGAUCGAGUGAAAACCAGCUGUCUUCAGUGCAAUCGCAAGCCGCCUCCCACAGCCCCGCGAAAACACAGCGUAACGUAUGCAUAAAUUUCACGCAACGCUCACGGGUAGUUAACAUAAGCAGUGGUGACUCCUGACAGUCGGAUCUGUGGACUGCGUUUGACUCGUGCACUCGUAAUACUUGCGCCACAUCUUCAGGCGAACAUGGUUCAGCAGUGCGCUGGAUGUCAGCUCCCAAUCGCAGAUAAAUUCUUAUUGAAGGUUUUAGAUGGUGUGUGGCACGCGCAAUGUGUCCAAUGUAGCGACUGCAAGUGCCCAUUGACAGAGCGAUGUUUCUCACGAGAAGGCAAACUCUUCUGCAAAACCGACUUCUACAGACGAUACGGGACCAAGUGCUCAGGCUGUGAUCAAGGGAUCUCGCCAAACGAUAUGGUUCGUCGAGCAAAACACUUGGUUUUCCACGUUGACUGUUUUGUCUGUUCCUACUGCAAGCGCCAAAUAACAACAGGCGACGAGCUAUACUACAUCGGAGAUGGCAGUUUCAUCUGUAGGGACGAUUAUUAUCAUUCCCAUCCGACCAACCUUGAUGAUGCCAUAGAUGAGCCAAAGGAUCUAAGUUACGGGUUGGACGAGGAUUUGGACGCCGCACUGGCGAGCAAGCGACGUGGUCCGCGAACAACUAUUAAAGCCAAGCAGCUAGAGGCCUUAAAAUCUACUUUUGCGGCAACUCCUAAGCCGUCCAGAAACAUUCGAGAAAAACUCGCUCAGGAAACGGGUCUAAAUAUGCGCGUAAUUCAAGUGUGGUUUCAAAAUAGAAGGUCUAAAGAGAGGCGAUUGAAGCAAUCAGGGGGGCAGACCCCUACAUCUCGACCAUCCAGGCCUUCGCGUAGGUCCCGAAUCGCUCGCAAUAAUAGUGAUGGUAGCAACGAAAGUCAACAGGAACUCCAAAACUCUUCGCACCUCAAUUACCAACAAGAUCUACAAACUCCACCUAGCCACUACGGAAACCCGUCGAAUUUCAGCGAGUUCUACUCGCAAAACUCACCCGUUCCCGACGGGAUUUCAAUGAACAACUCGCAACUUCAUCCGCAUCCUACGAACUUUGGAUCCGGGCAGCACAUGCGGAGACCCGCCAGCUUGCCUAAUAACGAACUCGCAGAAGGCGGCGGGAUGGCAACUCCGCAAAGUCUGAAUCUAGCCGGUCAGAGCCCGGGAACAGGCGUAUUUCCAGCAGCCAUGCAACAUAAAAGUGCGAUCGCAGGCUCUGAUGAUGUAUGGUGAAUAAUAAUGGCAUGGUUGAUAUCUAUUAUCAGAUGCUAGCGUGUCUCACAGCAAAAAGCGGUGCGUUGGUUGAUCGGAACUGCGCUGGGAUACUCAAAAUGCCUAGAAGUGUUUGGGAGAUCGUAAAGGAAUUGCACACAAUAUGCUGAUUGAUUAAGCGACCAACAUGCUCCUUGCUUUGAAGAUCUCACCCCAGCCCUGGUUCUUAAAGUGCAUUUCACGACCAAGCGUGAAAUUAGACUAGAGGUUGACUCUUUGAUCACACAAUCAUGGUAGCCACGAUAUCGCAGUUCCCAGGGAUCAAGAGGCCCGCUCACGUGAAACCAUAACAAAGUCUUGGCAGAAAGUGAAACAUACUCUGUCGGCAUAUCUAACAAAAACUAUGAUAAAUACUGACAAGAGUUUUAAGUGCAUACAAUCUCAGAGAGAGUCAGAAAUUAUUGAAUAAAAUUUAUGGAUUUGAACAUACACACGGAAUAUAUAGAAAUAUAUAUAGAGCUAUGAACUUUAAAUACUUUUAUACAAAUGUGUAUUCAUAUAUUAUGAUGUAAAUGAAAUAACACACGGAAAAAUGA